CGUUUCCAGUUUACCCGACGUCGUUUCUCGUCGCACGACACACCGACUUCACUCCCGUUCAAGCCGUUCGGUGCUUCGAAAAAUUGUCGCGCCAGAUCAUUCUCGUGCAACUCACGGUCAUUUUGUUCAAAGAAAUAUCUAACAGUGUGAUAUCAAAAAAAAAAAGAUCUCGAAUAUCAUCGUGCACAAUUCUUAAACCUCGUCGAACAUCCGAUGUUUAAUUCAAACUCUGGUGAUAGAUUUAAAUGAUAAUAUUCGGUAUAAAACGAACAAGCUACUAAAUAAUUGAAUAAAAACUUGUGAACUUAUUGAAGUUACUAACAAUUAGAAUAAUUGCAAACGAUAAGUUACUAAAAGACAGUAAAACACGAGAAUAGCAAGAGAUAAGAGUAUAGUAAGGGACAAUGUGGUAGGCGAAGUUAAAUAAUCGCGAUCAAGAUCAAGAAACGAGAUUGAUGGUGGCCUGCGAGAAAUCCAGUUGGCUCGUUGAACCUCGAUCCGUCCGUCUUCCGUAAUCUCGACCCUAUCUCGCUUGGGUGAAAAUUUAUAGAACGACUGCACGUUACACACUGUCAAGGUCAGCUGUGGAGCCCGAUUUCCCAAAAUUCAACGGAAACAUCGCGGACAAAAUGAAAGGAUCGCGAAUCAGACACGAUUCAGGUCUCGAUGGCUCGAACGACGCGUUGGAUCCUCGAUGUAUACAGAAAUAAAGCGAAAUCUCUUUCUGAACGCGCUGGUUAUUGCGUACUCAGUUACUGAAACGUCGUUAACGGGGGUUCGUGUGGACGGAAAUAGCUACGAGGAAGAUCCGUGACUAUGCUCGAUAUUAAAAAUGCGCGCCCGUUACAACGUGACAGCGCGUGAAACGUUCAAUAAAAGGAUCGACCGACUUCUCGCGCAGUAGCGAGGAGAAUCUCGAUUUUCAAAGUCGCUUCUGCGAAAGAAGAAAAAAAAAGAGAGAGAGAGAGAGAAAGAGAUAUUCCGUAUGUAAAAUACCGUAUUGUGAAUCGGAGAAAAAUAAUACCUCGCGUGUCGGAAAUUGCGCGAAGCUACGAUAAAAGUUCUCCGAUUGUGUAAUCAGCCGGUUCUGGCGAAUGUGAAAGCUGAUUCGCUGAAACUGCGACGAUUCUCGAAAGAAGAAAAAUCUAUAAUAGAUACCGGAGAGCCGGAUUGUGUAAAAGAAUCUUCGCCGGAAGGAAAACAGUGACAUUCGAAGCGCGCCCGUGAUAAAUCUCGGAAUUUGGGCAAGUUCUAUCUGGACGAUUGAAAAAGUUGCGAAAGAGACGUUGAAUGAAAUUACGAAAAAAAAAAAAAAAAAAAAAAACAGGGGAAAAAAUGUUCGUAUAGACUUCGCGUUAAUCGACGAAGACGUUGGACGGAGAAAUCGAACAAACAGUUGUCGUUGUUGUUGAUUCUUUGAGAUACGAAGAUAGUUUCCAGGCAAACUUAUCCGAUCGAUACUUCGAUCGUCUUCCACCAUAUAACCAUAUAGAACGAUCGAGGGGAAGCCUUAUUUCGGGCCUGCGUCAAGGUCGCGGCGAAGAGGAAGUCUAUCUGCAUUCCACUUCGAACUAUUUGCGUAUCGAACUAAGCCGCGAUUCCGUUUAUCUUUCCCCGACGACGGCAAACGCACACUGGACCGAUAUAAUGCGAUUACCUCUCACUGUCACCGGUGGAAACCGAAUCCAAUGAUUGACUCAGGAUUCAAAUGACGAUUCGCUAGAAUUUCGAGCAAUUCAGGUAUUCUUCUGAUCGUCUUAACUCGUUCGUCUUCUUUAACAUACGAGAUACUUGAAGCGUUGUUAUUUGAAGUUUAUCAAUUCGUGGACGAUUAAAGUCCGAUGAAGUUAAAAAAAAAAAACAAUUGAAAUUACUUUCGAAGGCAUCUGACGUCUUCAAAUUCGAUCGUUCGUGUGCUUUCCAACGGAUUGAUUGGAUAUUUGAAGUACAGAGUUCAUCGAUUCGGAGACCGAUCGAAUUAUACAAUUAAAGCCGGUAUCUUUAGAAUUCCACGUGACAGAGAUAUUUCAAUCAUCACGUUGGUCGUUCGUGCACGAAUUAUUUGAAGUGCUUAGAGUUGACUGAUCGAUAGACAGAUCGAAACAAUUGAAUCUAAACAAUUGAAACAAGUAACGAAUAGCUCGGACUCGUUAGAAUUACAAGCGAUAGAAAUAUUCUGAACCGAGUUUUCCGAUCGUUUGUCAUUUCUAACGUGCAAACUACUCGAAAGCGAUUGAAUUGGACAAAUGAAAUUGAAAAACAGAAUUGGAACAAGCAUCUAAUUGAAAAUCGUUAAAGUUCCACUUUCCAAGUGGGAAAUUACUCAAAUUUGGAAUUUAUCGAUCGACAGACAGAUCGAAGUAAUUAAAUUCAAAAUAAAAGAAAAAAAAAUAGAAAAAAUAAAAAAAGAGAAGAAGAAGAAGAAGAAGAAGGAGGAGGAGGAAAAGAACGAUUAUCCAAAUGACAAGUGAGGCUCGUUAAAAUUCCAACGGAUGAAUUAUUUGGACUGCUCGAAGUUCACCGACUCGUAAACAGAUCGAAACAAUCCGAGUAGGAGGAACGAUACAGAUGUGGUUCUAUCUCGUGGCAAUUAUCUAUCACGUUGAAUCAUUUCGUGGAUCGUUUGAGACAGUCCGUGCGAUAUACGGGGAGCGAUAUAUCUCGGAGCAUCUUCGAACAGGCUAUUUUCGCUAUUUCCGAAUAUUCGUUGCCCGCCGAGAGAGACUUUGGAGAAUUUGAAACGCCGCAGACCUCGAGGAACACUUUAAAGCCAGUUGAUCUACCUUCUAUUCUAGUCCAGAAUAUUUCGUGACCAUUGUCGAACACAGACACGCACACAUACACACAUUCCCGGAAUAUAAAGACAACAUUUCUCUCGUCAAUUGUUCUCACAUUUUUCUAAGCGGGGAAUCCUGCUCUUAACGUGCGACCGUGCGUCGAGGAUCGUUUAACUAAAUUACCCAAUUCAUGAAACAUUGGAAGGUAAAUCCGAGGAACACGAGGGACAGUGACGACAUUCAGGAACAGAGGACGUAAAUGAAAUAUCAGCGAGUAAAUUGUUUCUUAUUAAAUUCUAUAAACUUGAAGAGAUUGUGGAUUGGUCAUCUAAUUCAUUAUUACGUGAAACUAUAUAAUCUUCAGGCUACAAAUUUUUCCCAAUUAUCGAUCCCGGACUUAUUUAUCACGCGAAGCUGUAAUAUUACUUAUUACGUGAAAACGUACAAGAACACUUACGAAAUAAGAAAUAAUUUACGAAACCAAGUUAUUAAUUGUUACGUGAAGUGUUUUCAAGCUGUACAUUUUUUUAUCGCUGUUAUCGCAGUGAAUCGUGAUAAUACAUUCGUAUGAAAACGAGAAAGAAUACUUAUAAAGUAACAAACAAUUUAUGAAAUCGAGUUAAUUAUUAGCAUCUUCAGACUAUAAGUUGUUUGUUGUUCAACUUCAUCCAAUUAUCGCACAGAAGAUCAAUGAUAAAACGUGCUUACGGAGUAAAUAGCUUGUAAAAUUAAAUUGUUCGUUAUUAUGUAAAGCAUACCAUUUUCUGUCGUUGAAUUUCACAGAUUGAUUUUGAAAUUCACAACUCAUUGUUGCAGAAGAUAAUAAUGAUACUUGCAUAUAAAGAGGAGCAAGUAAUAUAUAAAUAAUUUAUGAAACUUAAUUACUUAUUAAGUGAAUUAUCUUUAGGCUAUAAAUUUUAUAGGCUAUUAUUGCACGAAAUUAUGAUGAUUACUAGCGUAAAAAAUGUGCGAGAAUAGUUAUAAGGUAACAAAUAAUUUGCGAAAUUAAAUUAAUAUCAUUAAUAAGUGAACCACAAUCUAUCUUCAGGCUAUAAAUAUUUCAUCAUUUAUCUUCUUAUUAUUAUUCGUGACUACUUAUUAUUCUAUAACAAAUAACUUAUGAAGCUAAGUUAUUUAUUACAAAGUGAAGAAUCUCCAGCCUACGAAACUACAAAUUCAACACCAACUAAGCUACUUACUAUCAAACGAAAACUAUAAAUUUUCCACUCUAAAUUCACUUUGGAGCAUUAUCCACGCGAAAUUACUUGGAUUAACAGAAAAGAGAACAGCACGAGAAUAUUUGGAAAAUAACAAACAACCUACGAAAAUAAUUUUACACAGGUCACAAGUUAAAGAAGCAUAUCGAAUUCCUCCAAAACAUGAGCGUGCAACGUGAGAUCAUCAGAGUUGAUGGGCAAAUACUGUGUUAAUUAGACAUCGUUCAUUCACGAUCGAAGAUCUUAAAUGAAAGACGAAUAGACGGAGAGUAAGACCAACCUCACAUUAUAUCAAAUUACAUCUCAUUUAUUGCGAAUCAGUCAGAUCUCGCGUAGUUGAGGGGCGAAUUUAAUAAGCAACUUGAACAGAUUUGGAGACACCUAUUGCGGAAACGCAAUUUCGUAAAUCGCCGUUAUUCUCCGAAUAGGAAUUUUGACUUUGACAAUUGAUUUGGAAGUCAUCCGAUAUUCAAUAUCAGAGAAUUAACUGCGUUGCACGAUCUCUGUACUCUUAAUACCACCUAAUUCUACGAGCAAAUUUCCCUCUUGAACAGUCUUCCGACUGAGAACGUCGAGUGGGAAUCACUGAUCGAUUAUUAAUUAUCGGCUAUUUAUAAAGAGAAACUUUCAGAAGCGGCGGUGAUUUAUCGAAAAAUAAAAGAAAGAGACCAAGAAAGAGGAAGAAGAAAAGGAAACCAUGUUCUCCAUCACGUCGACGUACAGCACACACGCGAGAUGCAUGGAGGAAUCCUCCUCGAUGGACGCGUCUCCGCGUGGCAGACGCUCGGUCUCGCCGACCGUGUGGUCGAAUCUGACGCAUUACGCUUACAGAAACAGAAGCUUCGACUUGGAUUUCGAGGAGAAGCCAGUGGAGGCUUGCCACUCGUUGUACUUUCUGCUGGAUUUCUUCCACCAGUAUUACAUUCCGUCGAUCAUCCUGCUGGGGCUGGUGGGCAACCUGCUGUCCUGCGUGGUGUUCCUAAACACGCACCUCAGGAUACGAAGCUCCAGUUACUACCUGGCCGCGUUGGCCACUGCCGACUUUGGCUUCUUGAUCACUCUGCUGCUUGUUUGGCUGAACAACACCAUCGGUUGGAAGGUGUUCAACAAAGACGGCUGGUGCGAGACGUUGGUCUACGUGAGCGCUGUUUGCAGCUCUUUGAGCGUCUGGUUGAUCGUCGCGUUCACGGUGGAGAGGUUCAUCGCGGUUCAGUAUCCCCUGCACAGACCUCACAUAUGCACCAUAGCCAGGGCGAAGACCAUCGUGCUGGUCCUGGUGAUUCUCGCUUUGGCGAGUCACUCGUACUCCUUUGUCACGGCCGGUGUGGUAACGAGCCGAGACGGUGAGGAGUACUGCGACUUGAAGGUGGAAUACUUGGAGACAAUGAAGAUCAUCAGCAUAAUCGACAGCAUCGCCAGUCUGAUCGCGCCGCUGGUGCUCAUCAUCGUGAUGAACACCAUGAUCAUGAGGAACCUGCUGCGAUUCAGCAGACGAUUUAAGCAGACCUCGACGACGUCCACCGACUGUCCGAGCAGGGACCGAUCGGACAUCAAUUUGAAUCAAAUUCCGAGUGGUAGCAGCAGCAACAAUGGCGCUGGUGGCAUCAAUCUGGGACCAAUGGUCGGAGGUCGACGGUUACCCUCGCAGCAAUCGUUUCACUCGUCAAAGAACAACCAUUCUCAUCACUCUCGGCAUCAGACCACGUCCGCGCCGCCAUCAACGCCACGGAACGCUUGUCAGCUACCCGAAAUAGGAACUCGCUGUAUACAUAUUAGGUCGUCUUCGAGGAACCUCGUAUCUACGAGGAAUCAGCAGAGUAUCACGAAGAUGCUGCUCCUCAUCAGCACUGUUUUCAUUCUUCUCAAUUUACCAAGCUACGUGAUCCGACUGUGCGUAUUCUUCUUCACCUUGGCCCGCAAGAACACGCCGGAUUUGCUCUGGUGUUUGCAACAAUUUUUCAUGCUUCUUUAUUACACCAACUUCAGCAUCAAUUUCUUAUUGUACGCGAUGUGCGGCAUCACGUUCAGGCGUUGUCUGCAACAAUUACUGCGCAAGGUACUGAAAAGCAUGACCAGGUACCAUUGCAAUCCCCAAGGAUACAUAUAAGACAUUCGAAUUUUUGGAUUCGCGAUUCAACCGAAUCGAUCUCACAGCGAUUUCGUUGGCGUUAAAAUUCGACAACGUGAACGAACACGAAUGUUUAACCCUAUCGUAGCACGUUACUAGGGUUAGACACUUAAACAAACAAAGAUAUGGAAUACGAAUUCUAACAUAUGUAUAUGACGAAUUUCCAAGAAUCUUGUCUAUAUUUUUCGAGUAUGUUAAGAUUCUCAUCAACAAAAUGUUGAUGAAACUGAGAAGAAACACAGCAAGUUCUGAAGGAUCUCUUUAAAGGGGAGACUUCAAUCUUCAUAGCGCUAGUGGAUCUGUAGCGACGAAAAAUGUUUUUUCAUGUUUUUACAAACGUUUGAAUUUUUACAAUUUUCGAGAAAAAAAGUAUCCUCACUUUUCCACUCGCUGCAAGGUGUAAAAUUAUCUUUGAAAAAAAAAGAAAAGAAAAAAAAAAAAAGAAGUAAAAACGAACUCGGGACCGCGAAAGCAAAGACUUUACGCUUUAAAGUGAGACCAAGUGGUUCGUUGCGAUGAUUUCUUUUUCUUACGAAGUUAUAUAAGUUCAAUUGCAAUUCAUACUGCAAUAAUUUAGAACUGUCCAAAUCCUUAUGCACGGUAUGUGUUUUUCUACAUGUAACAUGUAGACCAACAUCACGCGAUAAAUAUACAUACCGAUAACCUACGAAAGGUUAACUUGUUUCUUCAAGUUUCGUAAAACGUGAGUCUCGUAACGCAAUUUCGUUCGACUAUUCGCGAUCAGUUUAUUUCGACUGGCAGGGCAACGCGUGUAACGAACGUUGGAGAUUAUCCAGCGAUCUCGACUCGAUGAAAUAUCGACUGUUUUUCUUUGCUGUUGGAAAUUCGAAGCGUGAAAUAUUUGCCGAAAGAUUUACGACCACUUGAUACUCGAUGAUUCAAUGCAAAAUGAAAAUGUUUAUCGUCGUUAACGAUAUCGAGGUUUCGCGAGAGAGGCUGUUCGACUUGCAUCCACCGAUUAUUUGGGUUUUUUGAACAAGUGGUGAAUGGUGGAGAGAAGAGUGUACAAUACAGUAUCUCUUAUUAAUACUUGGACACCACGCUGUUUGAAAGAUUAUUUGUUCAUACAUUUUUUAUAACGCAUCGAAUUAAUUACUUUGAACAUCAGAACAACCAAGUUUAUCAAUCGUGAUGGAUUUUAGAUUCUUUCUUACAAUUUUGUAUAAAAAGUAUUGAUACUUUUGUUAAAAUUAAUAUUGAUUUCUGUU
Messenger RNA from Frieseomelitta varia, 7351 nucleotides. Its product is annotated as thyrotropin-releasing hormone receptor-like. Gene Ontology annotation, cellular component: plasma membrane. Lineage: Eukaryota; Metazoa; Arthropoda; Insecta; Hymenoptera; Apidae. The record is from RefSeq and is a predicted model, not a curated record. Gene Ontology annotation, biological process: G protein-coupled receptor signaling pathway. Gene Ontology annotation, molecular function: G protein-coupled receptor activity. The transcript is spliced from 4 exons. The coding region runs from base 4692 to 6101 and encodes 469 amino acids.